Amaranthus tricolor (Joseph's coat) is the source of this 4338-nucleotide messenger RNA. RefSeq names its product probable phospholipid-transporting ATPase 4. Gene Ontology annotation, molecular function: ATPase-coupled intramembrane lipid carrier activity; ATP binding; ATP hydrolysis activity. The coding region runs from base 478 to 4104 and encodes 1208 amino acids. The transcript has 11 exons. NCBI's taxonomy places the organism in Eukaryota, Viridiplantae, Streptophyta, Magnoliopsida, Caryophyllales, Amaranthaceae. The record is from RefSeq and is a predicted model, not a curated record. Gene Ontology annotation, biological process: phospholipid translocation. Gene Ontology annotation, cellular component: plasma membrane.
GCUGGUAAUUGGUUCGAAGGUUUCAGGCCGUAGAGAGACUAAAAAGACCUUACCUUACUUAACCCUCUUUUCUCUCUCUUCCCCUGUAUUUCUAUUCAUUUUCUCUCUGCAUUUCCUCCUCUUUCUCUCUCUACAUUUUCUCUCCUUGAAAAAAAUUUUAAAUAACAUACAUUAACAAUUAAGAUCCCUCAAAUUAAAGGAGCUAACUUUUUGUUUAAGAUCUCUUUUUUUUCUUUUUUUUUUUUUAAAUUUUCGAUUUGGGUUUUUUUUGACCUUUUUUCUUCUGGAUUUCAAGAGUACAAGCAUUGUGAUUAUCGUAGGAAUUGGUCAGAUUAACAAAUAGCAAGUAUCAUUCUGGGUUCAGGGAUUUGAUGUUCUUAGAAAUUGAGCUGAAAAUGGAAAGGGUGAGCUUCAAAGAGAGUAAAUUUCUAUAAUUAGGAUGUCUCAGCCGAGAAUUGAUUGAAUUGAAAAGAUUAUAUGGCUAAGGGUAGGAUUAGGGGAAAGAUUCGUCGGAGCCAUCUUUACACAUUUGCCUGUGGCCGGCCUCAUCCGACUCAGGAUCCGAACUCAUUACCUGAUGGACCUGGCUUUUCUCGAAUCAUAUACUGCAACCAAUCUGAUGUUCAUCGUAGAAAGCCUCUUAGAUAUAGGUCGAAUAACAUAACAACUACGAAGUACAACAUCAUUACAUUUCUUCCAAAGGGACUAUUUGAGCAAUUUCGUCGUGCUGCCAAUAUGUACUUUCUAUUGGCUGCUUGUUUAUCUGUCACCUCAGUUUCGCCCUUUGGCGCUGUUAGUAUGAUUGCUCCUUUGACAAUUGUGGUUGGGCUUACAAUGUUUAAGGAAGCUGUGGAGGAUUGGCGUAGGUUUAUUCAAGAUAUGAAGGUUAAUAGUAGAAAAGUUAGUGUUCAUAAAGGCGAUGGUGUUUUCAAGGAUACACAGUGGCAGAAGGUUUGUGUUGGAGAUGUGGUAAAAGUGAAGAAGGACGAGUUUUUCCCGGCAGAUUUAUUGCUGCUGUCUUCGAGUUAUGAGGAUGGAAUUUGUUAUGUUGAGACUAUGAAUUUGGAUGGUGAAACUAACUUGAAAAUAAAGAGAGCCCCAGAAGUAACUUCACCAAUGGAUGAUGACUCCUCAUUCAAGGAGUUCAAGGGAGUUAUCAAAUGUGAGGACCCAAACCCAAAUCUUUACACUUUUGUCGGUAAUUUGGAGUAUGAGCGUGAGGUUUUUCCUAUUGAUCCAAAUCAGAUUCUUCUAAGGGACUCAAAGCUAAGAAACACUGCUUUUGUGUAUGGAGUGGUUAUUUUCACGGGACAUGACAGCAAAGUGAUGCAAAAUGCGACAGAAUCCCCUUCAAAAAGAAGUGGAAUAGAAAAGAAGAUGGACCAUAUCAUUUACAUUCUUUUCUCUGUGCUUGUGUUGAUCUCCUUGGCUAGUUCAGUAGGAUUUUCUGUGAGGACCAAGUAUGAAAUGCCAAAAUGGUGGUAUUUGAGGGCCCCAGACUCUGAGGGCUUGUAUAAUCCUAAUAAGCCAGCAUUAUCUGGUCUUUUCCAUCUUGUCACUGCACUCAUUCUAUAUGGGUACUUAAUCCCAAUCUCGCUGUAUGUUUCCAUAGAGUUUGUGAAGUUUCUGCAAGCCAUCUUUAUUGACCAGGACAUACACAUGUAUGAUGAAGAGUCGGGUACGCCAGCACGGGCGAGGACAUCAAAUUUAAAUGAGGAAUUAGGCCAAGUUGACACUAUCCUGUCUGACAAAACUGGUACUUUAACAUGUAAUCAAAUGGACUUCCUCAAGUGUUCUAUUGCGGGUGUUGCGUAUGGGACACGUUCUAGUGAAGUUGAACUUGCUGCUGCUAGGCAGAUGGCUCAGGACCUGGAAAAUCAAACUGUGGAAAAUACUAGAUUUAAAAGGCCAGAAAUAGAGUUGGAGACUGUAAUAACUUCCAGAGAUGAAAGAGACCAUAAACCUGCAAUCAAGGGCUUCAGCUUUGAGGAUGAUCGGCUUCUUGGUGGCAAGUGGAUGAAUGAGCCUAAUCGGGAGACCUUGUUGUUGUAUUUCCGUAUCCUCGCCGUCUGUCAUACUGCUAUCCCUGAGUUGAAUGAAGAGACUGGUACUUACACCUAUGAAGCAGAAUCCCCAGAUGAAGCUGCCUUUCUUGCAGCUGCUAGGGAAUUUGGUUUCGAGUUUGUCAAAAGAACUCAAUCAGCUGUUGUUGUUCGAGAGAGGUAUCCUAACUACGAGAAACCUGUUGAAAGGGAGUAUAAAAUUCUCACUUCAUUGGAUUUCACAAGCAAGAGAAAGCGUAUGUCUGUAAUUGUGCGCGAUGAAGAGGGCCAGAUUCUUCUCUUUUGUAAAGGAGCAGACAGUAUAAUUUUUGAUCGCCUCUCAAAGAAUGGAAAAAUGUAUCUGGAAGACACUACCAGGCAUCUCAAUGAAUAUGGAGAUAAUGGGUUGCGUACAUUAGCCCUUGCUUAUAAGAAGCUUGAAGAGUCUGAAUUUUCUGUUUGGAAUGAUGAGUUUAUGAAAGCGAAAAGCGCCAUUGGAGGUGAUAGGGAUGCCAAUCUGGAACGGGUUUCAGACAUGAUGGAGAGAGAUUUAAUUCUUGUAGGCGCCACUGCUGUCGAAGAUAAGCUGCAGAAAGGAGUGCCUGAAUGUAUUGAUAAACUUGCACAAGCUGGUCUCAAGCUCUGGGUUCUCACUGGUGAUAAAAUGGAAACUGCCAUUAAUAUUGGUUUUUCAUGCAGUCUUCUACGUCAGGGCAUGAAGCAGAUAUGUAUAUCAACUGCGAAUGUUGAAGGAACUGCCAAUGAUUCUAAAGAGGCAAUCAAAGAGAAUGUUUCAUUACAAAUCACCAACGCCACUCAGAUGAUUAAACUUGAAAAGGACCCACAUGCUGCGUUUGCAUUGAUCAUUGAUGGGAAAAGCUUAACAUAUGCUCUAGAAGAUGAUAUGAAGUACUACUUCUUGAGUCUAGCUGUUGAGUGUGCAUCUGUUAUUUGCUGUCGUGUCUCUCCCAAGCAAAAGGCAUUGGUAACGAGGUUGGUCAAAGAAAGGACUCGGAAAACCACUUUGGCCAUUGGUGAUGGUGCCAAUGAUGUUGGAAUGAUUCAAGAAGCUGAUAUAGGUGUGGGAAUUAGUGGGGCCGAAGGUAUGCAGGCUGUGAUGGCGAGUGAUUUUUCCAUUGCCCAGUUUCGGUUUCUGGAAAGAAUUUUGCUUGUACAUGGACACUGGUGUUACAAAAGAAUAGCUCAGAUGAUUUGCUACUUUUUCUACAAGAAUAUAGCUUUUGGUCUCACACUGUUUUACUUUGAGGCCUUUGCUGGCUUUUCUGGGCAAACGAUCUACGAUGAUUGGUAUUCCCUCUCCUUCAAUGUAAUCCUCACCUCGUUGCCUGUCAUUUCACUUGGAGUUUUUGAACAAGAUGUUUCUUCAGACGUCUGCUUGGAGUUUCCAGCACUGUAUCAGCAAGGCCCAAGAAACCUAUUUUUUGACUGGUAUAGGAUAUUUGGGUGGAUGGCAAAUGGCGUCUACACAUCUAUCGUAAUAUUCUUCUUCAACAUCAUCAUCUUCUACAAUCAAGCAUUCCGUUCUGGAGGCCAAAUUGCUGACAUGUCAGCUGUUGGGACCAUCAUGUUCACCGGAAUCAUAUGGGCCGUCAAUUGUCAGAUCGCCCUCACGAUGAGCCACUUCACAUGGAUUCAACACUUGCUCAUAUGGGGUAGCAUAGGAAUGUGGUAUAUUUUCCUCUUGAUCUAUGGUGCAAUGCCUUCAACCGUCUCCGGGAAUGCCCAUAUGCUGCUGGUAGAGGCCCUUGCACCUGCACCCAUAUACUGGACGACAACUCUCUUGGUUACGGUAGCUUGUGUUCUCCCGUAUUUCGCCCACAUCGUGUUCCAACGAACAUUCAAUCCGUUGGAUCACCAUAUAAUCCAAGAGAUCAAGUACUACAAGAAGGAUGUCGAGGAUCAAACAAUGUGGGUCAGAGAACAAUCGAAGGCAAGGCAAACGACUAAGAUUGGUUUCACUGCACGCGUAGAAGCCAAAAUCCGACAAUUGAAAACCAGGCUGAACAAGAAGCACUCUGGAACAACCACCCCUGUAUCAUAAUUAACCAUUUUCACCAUAUUUUCUUUCACUAUACAUUCCCCAUUUUGGUAGAUCUAAGGGCUUUGGUUUUUUUUUUUUUUGGUUUUCUUUUUCAUAAUUUUUUGAUUCAUACAUUAGGAAUUUUCUUGGUAUGUGUGUGUCCCAUAUGUAUUCAUUAAACAUGAGCUUUUGAAAGCUUUUGUAUGUAGAAUAUUUAUACAAGUAAAUCAAUAGUACAGUUUGUGAAUUACUUAA